GUUGUGGAUCGCACGGGUACCAUCACCAACAUCAAGCGCUGCCUCACUCCACGCUUCGUGACUCCAUUGACCGCCCGCAACGAAACUCAGGCUCUAUUCCGCCUCGAAAUGCCACCCAAGAAUGCGACAGCGAACGCCGCGCGCCGGAAAGGCCCGUCUUUCAAUCCACCAAGACCCGUGGGUGCGCCUUCCCAAGCAUCCACCGCGACGAAACGCGCCCCAGCGACGACAUCCCGCGCGACAGGCGCCACAAAGAAGGGCAAUGCUGCGCCCUCGAAGACUGCCUUUCAACCAGCCGCCGAUGUUAUUGAUCUGUCCGACGAUGAUCAGGACGAAGAGCUCGCGGAGGAUCUGAACAUCUCCGACUUCGACGACAUUAUGGACGAUGCACCCACUACCAAUCCGCCGCCGCCGCCGCCAGCAGCAGCCAACGCUGCCCUCGCCGAACCCGUCAUAUCCCGAGCGCUCCUUGCACGCCUACUUCUCGAGAACUUCGAAGACCCGAACAUACAGAUACAGACGGGUGCGAUGAGGCUGGUGGGCAAGUACAUUGACAUCUUUGUCACGGAAGCUUUCCUCAGAAGUCAGGACGAAAUGAAGGCAGCGGCAAAGGAUGGAGCUAGCAUCGAUGGUUUUCUCCAGGUGGAAGAUCUCGAGAAGCUGGCACCCCAACUUGUGUUGGACUUCUGAGAGUGCCGUACGCAUGAAGAUGCGAUGAUCCUGCGCAGACCAGCGACGGAGUGAGAAAGACAACCAGCUACUAUCUGGGUGUAUGCAAGUUGUUUGGAUAUGGGUU
Messenger RNA from Alternaria rosae, 796 nucleotides. Its product is annotated as CENP-S associating centromere protein X-domain-containing protein. The coding region runs from base 109 to 690 and encodes 193 amino acids. The record is from RefSeq and is a predicted model, not a curated record. Lineage: Eukaryota; Fungi; Ascomycota; Dothideomycetes; Pleosporales; Pleosporaceae. Gene Ontology annotation, cellular component: FANCM-MHF complex; Fanconi anaemia nuclear complex. Gene Ontology annotation, biological process: kinetochore assembly; DNA repair; resolution of meiotic recombination intermediates. Gene Ontology annotation, molecular function: protein heterodimerization activity. The transcript has a single exon.